AUGGAAAUUUCAGCCAAGGAGCAUACCAGCCAUGAAGAGGAUGUUGCACGUAAGCCCAAUGGGCUUUUAAUGCAUGAGCAAGUGCAGCUUUCCGAAGAUGAGAUGAGAGCGGAGCGUCGUUUGGUGUGGAAGGCUGACCUUCUAAUUCUCCCUCUUCUGUCGUUGAUGUAUUUCCUCGCUUCUAUGGACCGAGGGGAUGUCGGCAACGCAGCAGUAGCGGGCAUGAACGCGGAGCUUGCAAUGACAGGUUCUCAAUACAGUCAAUGCGUAGCCUUCUUUUACAUUGGCUUCGUCGCCCUCCAACCUCUAGGACAGCUUCUCGUGCGGAAAAUUGAACCGCCAUUUCAGUUGGGAGUGGCGAUGAUUGGAUGGGGACUUUGCACAGCGCUAUUAUGUCUUUCUCAAAACUGGCAAACAAUUGCAGGCCUUCGUAUUAUUGUCGGUUGCUUUGAGGCUUUUCUCCAGGCAGGGCCAUUGUAUUUGACCUUCUGGUACAAGCGGGAAGAAUUGGCCACCCGGCGGGCCAUAUUCUUUUCGAUGAUGGCAGUAGCCGGCAGUAUGAAUGGAAUAAUCGCCUACGGAAUCCAAUUCCACCUUAACCAUCUUAAUGGCUGGUUGGCAUGGCGAUGGAUAUUUCUUAUUGAAGGUAAGACCUAG
Messenger RNA from Penicillium riverlandense, 657 nucleotides. RefSeq lists its product as uncharacterized. The transcript has 3 exons. Gene Ontology annotation, biological process: transmembrane transport. The coding region runs from base 1 to 657 and encodes 218 amino acids. Gene Ontology annotation, cellular component: membrane. Gene Ontology annotation, molecular function: transmembrane transporter activity. The record is from RefSeq and is a predicted model, not a curated record. Lineage: Eukaryota; Fungi; Ascomycota; Eurotiomycetes; Eurotiales; Aspergillaceae.